Salvelinus sp. IW2-2015 is the source of this 4750-nucleotide messenger RNA. Lineage: Eukaryota; Metazoa; Chordata; Actinopteri; Salmoniformes; Salmonidae. The record is from RefSeq and is a predicted model, not a curated record.
AUGUCGUGGAACGUUCCUCGGAACAAGGUACCCUUGGAGCUAGUGGGUGAGUGGGAGCUGUCAAUCAUCCUCAGUGGAGAACGGGGUCAUUUCAGCUGGCUGCAGUUGGACCGAAGGGUUCUAGAACACGAGUUCCCCAAGAAGUCUGGACCCAUCGUACUGUACUUCUGUGUCAGGUUUUACAUAGAGAGUAUUUCCUACCUAAAGGACAAUGCUACUAUCGAACUCUUCUUCCUCAAUGCUAAGUCCUGCAUAUACAAGGAGCUCAUUGAGGUGGACAGUGAGGUGGUUUUUGAGCUGGCCUCCUAUAUACUACAGGAGGCUAAAGGUGACUUCACCAGUAACGACGUGACGAGGUCAGACCUGAAGAAGCUUCCAGCUCUGCCUACUCAGGCCCUGAAGGAACACCCAUCUCUGGCAUACUGUGAGGACCGGGUGAUAGAACACUACAAGAAGCUGAAUGGACAGUCCAGAGGCCAGGCCAUAGUCAAUUAUAUGAGCAUCGUUGAGUCUCUGCCUACAUAUGGAGUACAUUACUACACUGUUAAGGAUAAACAGGGCAUCCCGUGGUGGCUGGGCCUGAGUUACAAAGGAAUCUUCCAGUAUGACUACCAGGACAAGGUCAAGCCCAGGAAGGUGUUCCAAUGGCGUCAGCUGGAGAACCUCUACUUCAGAGAGAAGAAGUUCUCAGUGGAAGUUCAUGACCCCAGGAGGAUGACUUCUAAGAUCCAUGCGGCUCGUAGCCUCAGUGAGAUAGCCAUCGACCUGACAGAGACUGGCACUCUGAAGACAUCUAAACUGGCCAACAUGGGCAGCAAGGGCAAGAUCAUCAGCGGCAGCUCUGGCAGUCUGCUCUCCUCAGGUUCCCAGGAGUCGGACAGUUCUCAGACAGCUAAGAAAGACAUGCUGGCAGCACUGAGGGCCAGGCAGGAGGCUCUGGAAGAGACACUCAAACAGAGACUAGAGGACCUCAAGAACAUCUGUAUCAGAGAGGCGGAGUUGACAGGGAAGCUUCCUAAGGAGUAUCCAUUAGAUCCAGGGGAGGAGCCUCCGACAGUCAGGAGGAAGAUUGGCCCUGCCUUCAAACUGGACGAACACAAGAUCAAGCCGAAAAGAGAGGAGGAAGAGCUAGAGCGUCUAGCAGAGGGCGUUGCCAUCCAAUCACAGAUCAGGGCUGCGAGGCGGUUGGCCGGCGAUCCGCACGUGGGCAGUAAGAAGCUUGAGGAACAGAGGAAGACGUCGCUACUGAACGCACCCUGGCACUACUCUCGCUCCGAAUACGACAAGUCCCCCAUCCAAACCCAAGAUGUGGAGCGAGUCUCGCUGGACGAACCAUUCGAGAGGGUAAAAAAACGCUCCUCACACUCCAGGUGAGAGCGGUUCCCCAGCUCUGGUACUUGUGGGGAGGCGAGGCAGUACUCUCUGCAGAGUAGACCCAUCAGGAGCCUUCCUCACUGGAGCGCCCAGUCCAGCAUGCCCUCUACCCCCCUGACUGAGACCCGGACCCCUCAAUAUGUACACUCCACAAGGUCUGUGGACAGUCCCACCCGUCUGCACAGUCUGGUUAAGCACUUUAGGAACGCAAGCUUCCAGCCUGGAUCUCAGGGCAAGCUGCUGGCCUCUGACCUGACACAUCACACUCACCACCGAACCCUGGGAGCCCUGGGCAGCCCUGACUUCUUCCUGCCCCAGGGACAGCGACAGCUCCACGGCUCGGACCCGCUGGAUGACUGUUCGUCCUGUAACUUCCCAGAGCAGCUCAGACACUACUACCCUGGGGUAGCUCCGGGCUCCAACCCUAACUACUCCAAACCCUGGGAGAGGGACUCCCCUUCCAAAGCCAGGCAGAGACAGAGGUCUGGCAGGUCACCUGGUGGUUCCUCUCUAAACUCUGGCUCCAUGCCCAACCUUGCAGCCAAGAACGGAUCAGGGGGCGGUGGUGGGGGAGCGGGACUGGGUCAAGGGAAGCACGGGGUGUACCUCCACAGCCAGAGCCAGCCCUCGUCCCAGUACCGGAAAGAGUACCCCCUGUACGUAGAGGAGAGCCCCAACCCGGUGGUGGUGCGCAGCCUGGAGAGUGACCAGGAGGGCCACUACAGCGUCAAGGCCCAGUAUCAAAACCUCCAGCUCCUACACAGCCGGGGGCUCUACAAGGAGACCUGGGGGGGUGAGGAGGGGGGAGAGGGGAGUGGCAGACUCACCCCGUUCCGCCCGGUCCAGAUUGUACGGACUCCCUCACUGGGGCGAGAGGGGGGAGGGGGGGGGAGGGCGGUGGUGUCGGACGAGCUGAGGUGUUGGUACCAGCGCUCAUCGGGCAGUCUAAAGGAGAGGAGUCACUGUGGCUCCAAUGCGUCAGACAGCGGCUCGUUGCAAGGCACUCUGGGACACGGACGAGGCAACAGGGUGGGGACGCUCGCCAAGGGAUCGCCAGCAGCUUCCCCUCACAGCCAGAGGAGUGUGACUCCCUCCAGUGAACAGGCUGCCACCCCCAUACCCCCCUGCAGCCCACAACACAUCCUCAACUGGCAGAGCGGCGGUACAGCAGACAGCUCUCCUACUGAAGACGUGUGUCAGUCUCCCCCUCAGCCCAGCUCUGAAGCAUAGAGGUCAUUCAAUGAUAGCUGUUUCCUCAGCAGUCCUCUGUGUUCAGAGCUGGCAGAUGUCCAGUGGUACGGACACGACAAGGCCAAACCUGGAACCCUGGUCUGACCUACUGACCACCACCCACUGACCCUCAACACUGAUCCUUACUGGCACAACCUCCAACAUCUCAACUGACCCUUACAGCCCCCACCAACCUCUCCUCCAGUGCUGAUUAGAUUGGCCUUAUCAUGGGCAGGAAACCCUCAUCCAUUCCUCCCUUCAUCCAUCUUUCCCUUGAUCAGUUUCUGUGCAUAUCGGACUUGGCUGAACUAGGGGUUCUAGGACCGACACGACUAUUGCUGUGGAACAGCCAACCAUAGCCUCCGAUCCUGAACUCUGAGCGUGAACUCUGACCUUUAAUCCCUGACCCUGAGUCUGCUCCAGUCUGAGCCCAAGGAUAACCAGGAAUGGGCAAGGGGGGAGGAUGGGUAAGCCCAGACUACACUCAGCCCACCAGGCCCUGACUCAUAUCUACCCCUGACCCCAGUGUGCUGCCAGUGUGCUCCCAUGUGUUUUGGCUCAUGUUCUGGACCUGUGUGUGUGUACACUGGAUCUGCUAGGUUCAUUAAUUUCAUGUUUUAUGUUUUAGUUUAUUUCUCUCUAUCGUUUUCUACAACAACAACAAAAAAAUGCUGGAGAGACUCUAUUCACCCCUCUUUAUGAAAACCUUCAGAAUAUAUUUCACUCUUCAGGAAAACUGCAGAGUGGAUUAUUGGACAAUUCUAGAUUAUCUGAAAGACUAGACAAACAUACAAACAUUCCCAAAAAUCCUAAUCCCAAUCCCAACUCCUAUCCCACAACCAAAGAUCCAUCUGGCUGACCAAUGGCACCAGUCCCAUGGACACACUGGGAAAACUGGUUUAUCAUACUGGGAGUUACACCCCACAAUACUAGGAGUCCUCAAAGGAACUGAAAGACUGAUCAAUUCUACUGGGAUCCUGCUCAGCACGUCUACUGGGAUGUCAGUAAUCUGAACUGGUAGUGUACAACAGCCAGCCACACUGAUCAACUACUGGGAUGAUCCACACUUCUACUGAGCAGUGAGCUCCUGGACUGGGAUGUUUUGCCACUACUGUAUACUGGGGGACUGUGGUCAGCUGUACUGGGAGACUAUGGACAGACUGGGGGCCCUGCACAGCCAGAUCAGAGAUAGACGGGGACAGACUGUUAGCCACAGGCCACAGACACUUACUCAAGGUUUGGGCCCUGAAAGGCCAAGCCACAAUAUGCAAGGAAUCUCACUGAAAGCCAAUGUCUUGAGUUUGUGAUGGGUGAAACUGUAGCUAUAUGUGUAGCAGUUUUGGGGUUAAGACCACAUAUAGCUUGGGGUGUUUAUUUCCAAUCAUAUCUGCAGGCUUUCAGUGGUCUAUUUCAUCUGGCUCCACCCCUUCGUUUCACUUCCUGGUGAGAAGUGAAAGCUGAUUGGAUGCUUAGGACUGUGUGUGCCUCUCACUCCUCUCUCUCUCUGGUGAUGGGCGUAUGAUGUGGAGCUGAUCGAUCACACAGCUGUAGCGAAGGGCGCACCCCUCCUUCACAGUCGAGCUGCGCAUAUGAUAAGAUUGGUGAGAUGUUAAACACUUCUCGAGGCGUUGUGAUAUCUGACUCUCUGCGCAGUCCUCUAGUCCUCUGUUAAAAAAUGGGAUGCAACCCAUGUUUAAGGACCAGUCUGUCUCUGUGACGUCGAUCUGUCUGUCCAACUCCACGAUUGGUCAUUGUCUCAGACACUAGGGUAGUAUAUUUGAGGGUAAACAUUUAGAUCAGGCAUGAGGCCUGUAAACUCAGUACCAGUGGGUACUCGUUUGUACAGGUCACUAUCUCAGGCUAUAUUCUCUCUGCCUAAAGUCUCUCCUAUCACCAGUCAGAACACACACAUCUUGUUUGUGGACACACACUUUUCUCAUCAGUGCCAUCUAUGGUGGUGCUUAAAGUCUGUACAGUAACCCAGCACUGAAAACAGCCACUCACUAAAAUUACAAACCAUAUAACAACAAAUCCCAUAGGGCCCGGUUCCUAGUCUAGUGGAGGAAGUGGCCGUGUUCGAGAGCAUCAAAACUAUGAUAUAUCAUGGGUAAAUUCUGACUGACUGACUGAUCUACAAAUAAUAAUA